GAGUGAGACCUCUCUGCUGCACCUGUUCAGGUAAGCCUGCCCGACAGCAACCACGUGACGGUGCUGUCCAUCCUCGCAAAUUUGAGGAAAUCGGCAAAUUAUCCCCUUCGCUCCAGGAAACAACCAGAUUUCUUCUCUAGUCCAGUCGAUUGUGCAGCUAUGGAUAAAUUAAAAUCGGUUUUAAGCGGCGAGGAGUCCCGCAGAGAUGACCGAACCAUUUUAGAGACGGUAAAUGAAGCCUCUACUUUAGGCUGGGGCACACGUGUGAAGGGAUUCAUCGCCUGCUUUGUGGUGGGGGCCGCAUGCACAAUUUUGGGAGUGUGUGUGCUCUUCAUCCCCAAGAUUGGCCUGACUCUCUUCAUUGUGUUUUACACUUUCGGAAACAUCUGUGCUCUGUGCAGCACCAUGUUUCUGAUGGGGCCAGUGAAGCAGUUGAAAAGGAUGUGUGACAAGACAAGAGCUCUGGCCACCACAAUUAUGAUUACGUGCCUUGUGCUGACUCUCUGCGCAGCCUUCUGGUGGAAGAACUUUGGACUCGCUUUGUUAUUUUGCAUCUUGCAAGUGUUGUCGUUCUCCUGGUACAGUCUGUCGUACAUCCCCUUUGUGAGAGAUGCAAUAAUGCGGCUGGUGGCGGUCUUCAUCUGAGGCCUCGUCUUUGGUUGUAUGGAGGCUCCUGGCUGGAAGUAGUUUUUAGAAAGGGGCAGGUCUCUUCCUGAAGUUACUGAAACGGCCUCCUCGUGGUUCUGCUUCGGAGGGCCUGUGACUCCCGCUGCACAUACAUGCAUUAUGUUUUUAUCUCCGAAGAUGUUGCUUUUUCUUCUUUGUGCUCAUUUAUUAAGCUGAUUGAUGUUUGGUAUGUAUUGAUUACUUUUACCAAUUUUUAAAUGAGCAUGUGCUUUGUAAUAUGUGUAAAUAUUUGUAAUAAAUGACUGUGUUAAUGGUUUUGUAAAUGAA
This is a messenger RNA of Scatophagus argus, 954 nucleotides long. RefSeq names its product SFT2 domain containing 2a (gene sft2d2a). Gene Ontology annotation, biological process: vesicle-mediated transport. The transcript has 8 exons. NCBI's taxonomy places the organism in Eukaryota, Metazoa, Chordata, Actinopteri, Scatophagidae. Gene Ontology annotation, cellular component: membrane. The record is from RefSeq and is a predicted model, not a curated record. The coding region runs from base 160 to 645 and encodes 161 amino acids.